AUGGCUAGUAAAGAAGAAGAGGGGAAAGGGUCCCAUCACCCAUCGUCGUGGUCGGGAGAUUCUUCAGGUCAAGCAAUAGCACCGAGCACAAGAGAGAGACAUAGGUAA
Molecule: messenger RNA, 108 nt
Organism: Fusarium pseudograminearum CS3096
Lineage: Eukaryota; Fungi; Ascomycota; Sordariomycetes; Hypocreales; Nectriaceae
Exons: 2
Coding region: 1-108 (35 amino acids)
Source: RefSeq, a predicted model, not a curated record